AGUUCAGUUGUAAUUCUUCGCUCUUGCUAUUACUAUCGUUUAUUAUUUUUUUUCUUGGUAAAAUAACCAACCGCUCUUGAUACAUUGUGUUGCCGAAAAAGCAAAAAGACCUACGACAAUUUACAUUAUUAUCACAAUAAAUGGAUAUUUCACGAAAAAAAUCAUCAAGACGAGUUGGUGAUCCAAUUGACGAUUGGUUACGUGGUGAAGGAUUUGUCAGAAAACAUUCGCCAAUUGAUGCAAGUUCCUUGUUCAAAGCUAUCAGUGAGCAAAUUUUUUCAACACAAUAUUAUCAUCCCAAGGUCAGAUCUCAGUGCAUUGAUUUUAUGAGAAAAAAUCGUGAUUUAUUUGAAAAAGAUAUAAAUCAUCCUUAUGAUGAUUAUUUAGAUAAAAUGUCGAAUAUUAAUGAAUGGCCUGGUGAAACAGAAAUACAAGCAAUGUCACUAUUAUACAAACGUGAUUUUAUUAUUUAUAAUGGAAUGAAAAUGACUCGUAUGGUUUUUACAAAUAAUGGCUUAGAUAAGUUUUUUUAUCUUUGUCAAUCUUCACCAAGACACUACGAGAGCAUUUUUAAAAAAGAAAGUAUUUCUUCAGCUGCCUAUUGCCAAUCAAUUGUCUACCAUACAUUAUACCAACGUGUGUUCCAACUUGAUAAUGUUGAUGAGAGUGUCAAUAAAAUGUUACAUGAUAGUUCAGUCAACAUCAGGCAUGACAAAUUUUUUUUGAAAAGUAACAUCGAUGCCAGAGAUGAACUUACGGAAUUAUUAACAAAAGUUGAUGAAAAAAAAGAUGCAGAUGGUAAUACAGGUGAAUUAUUAAAACAAGAUAUCAAGACACCAUUUCCUUAUAAAAUUGCAAAAGCUCUGGAUCCAAAUAUAUAUCGUAACACUGACUUUGACAUUUGGCAAGAAUUAAAAAGAGAAGUUCACUCAUCAAGUUAUCCUCGUUGGAAUCCAACACGACUCCAAGUUGGUUGCAAAUGUUAUGUUGUGAUUGAGCCAAAAGAUAUAAAAAAAGCUGAUAAUAACGUUCAGCAUGAUAUUCUUGCGAUUGAAAAUGGUGGUGAUAAUAAAAACGAGGUUAUUGAAAAAGUUGACGUGAUAAAUAAAAAGCCACCAAAAAAAAUGAUUGGUCAUAUCCAAAGUAUGAGUGAUAAUAAAGGACCAGUUGUUGUCUUUAUUGAGGAACUUGGUGACAAAUUUACAGUUCCAUAUUCAGUCUUGGAAACAAUACCAAGACCAAAAAAACCGUGUUCAACUGUAAAUUUUUUUUCUUUUAGUAGAGAUCAUACAAAUUCACAAUAUCGAUGGUUCAAUACCAAUAACAACAGUAACAAUAACACCAAUAAUAAUAAUAAUAAUAAAAUUUACAACAAAAAACAAGACAAAUGGAAUGGUCAUCAUCGUAAAAAUAAGGAUACAAAUAUAAUGUCUGAUGUUAAUGGUUAUGAUGAUAAAUUAAGCAACAACAACAACAACAACAGUGAAGUUAAUCACAAUACAAAUGUUACUAUUAAAAAAAAAGAAAAAACUGAAAAUUCACGUUGGACCAAAAAUUUAAAGUUAAAUAACACAUCUAAAUCUAAAAAUCCAACAUCAAUCAUGAAAAAAUUAACAAGUAUACAUAAUUUUUCACCAAAAGAUACAUCAAAUUCAAUAACAACAUUUGAAGUACAUCCAGCAACUGUUGUCUUUGAUAAUCGUCUUCCAUUAGUGAGUCCACCACUGGUAGUAGAAAAAGAUGAUGAUAAUCCAGUUGUCAUUGGUAAUAAUGCAAGUGAUAGUAGUACUAUUUCAAGUAAUUGUACUAUUCCAAUAACAGCAGCAACAAAUAGUACAAGUGUUGAUAGUGGUGGUAGUGCCAAUAACAAUCAAAGUGAUAUGAAUGACAGCUCAAAAUCUGGUGGUAACAAAUCAGAAAAUGAAGCUUCAAAUACAUUACCAGCUGCACGUUCAACACCACUACCAUUACAACAAAGUGAAGUACAAUUACAACAAUAUAAUCCACAACAACAACAACAAAUAACUGGACCACCAAUGAUUGCAUCAAAUUGUGGAUAUGGUUGUGUUACAUCAGAGGGAAAUACUGUUUAUCCUCAGUUUAAUUAUUAUGGUGGUUUUGUACCUGAAUCAACACCACAAGUACUUGAACACCAUUUAAAUCGUGUUAAUUUUUCACCAGUAUUAAGCUAUGAUAUAAAUGGUACAGAUUUACCAAUGACUGAUUUAAUAACAUUAAGAUAUUUUUACAAUCUUGGCAUUGAAACAUAUCGUAUGGGAUUUUGGCAACCAAAUCCAUUAUAUUAUGGUCCCAGUGGUGUGAUGCCACGUAGUAACAUGAUGCAAGUUAUGCCUAUUCCAGAUUAUCAGCAAACACAAGCUGUUGCAGUUGCACCUCAACCUUUAAUGCAACAAACACAACCACAACCACAACAACAGCAGCAACAACAACAACAACAACAACAGCAAUCACAGCAGCAACAGCAGCAAGUUUCACAACAACAAAAGAAUCAACGACAAGCACUCUCACUUCCAUUGGUAUCAACAACAUCAUCGUCAACAUCAUUACAAUCAAAUAAUUCACGUCAAAAUACUCAUCCAAAUAAUCGUCGUCGUGGUGGUACUGGUGAGCAACAUAAUCAUGCUGGAAGAAUGAAUACUCAUAAUUUUGUUAAUCAAAAAAAUUCAUAUACACGAAAAAGUGAGCAACAAAAUACAGCAACAAAUUAUCAUCAUGGUGAAUCACAAAAUAAUGCAGCUCAUGAUUAUAAAAAUAAUUAUGCAAAUAGUGAUAAUAAUAAUAAUAAAGAAUCACAUAUGAGUAAUAGAGAUCAAAAAAAAAAUACAAGCAGCUCAAGUGGAAGUAGCAAUGGUGCUCGUUAUAAAAAAAAUAAUGAUGCUAACAGACAUCGUAGUUAUGAACGUUCAGGUCAUUAUCAAAAUGAUUUUCAUGGUAAACAAAUGAAUAAUUAUCAGGGUAAUAAUAAUUACAACCACAGAAAUGCUCUUGAUGGUGCUGGUCAAUCAUUUCAUCGUGGUAAAUCAACUGAUACCAAUGCUCAACCACAAAUGGUAAAUACUCAAUUAUCAUCUGCACCACAAACAUCAUCAGCAUCAACUACCUCAGCUGCAGCAUCAUCAUCAACAUUGCCAGCUGGUGGACAACAGACUGUUACAAGUACAGCUACUCAGUAUUAUCAAAAUUAUCCACCACCACCAAUUUAUUCAAAUGUACAGUAUGUGCCAAAUGAUGGAAAUAAUUAUUACCCACCACCAAGUGGUAAUUAUUAUCCAGUUUCAACCAUUGUAACACCACAACAAGAAAUUCAAGAUGGUAAUAAUCAACAACAGCCAUCAUUGCUACCACAACCAACAUUACCAGGUUCAUAUGUUUGUGGUGGUCCAGAUACAAUGAAUUUUCCACCACCGAUGUCACCAAUGUAUCCAUAUGUUUUUACACAACCACCAAUCUAUCAAAAUGCAUCACCAAAUCAAGCACAUGAUCAACAAUGGUAUCCAAUUGCUGAUAAUCAACAACCAGCACCACAAUUUGUACCAUCAUUUGCUCAACUUUCAAUAACACGUCCACCACAACCACCAAUGAUCAACAGACCACCACCAGCUUCUAAUUAAAAAAAAGAAAAGUUAUUGUUAUUUGUAAAUUUUUUUUUUCUUGAGGCUGGCC
Messenger RNA from Aphidius gifuensis, 3684 nucleotides. RefSeq lists its product as uncharacterized. The record is from RefSeq and is a predicted model, not a curated record. Gene Ontology annotation, biological process: protein deubiquitination. Gene Ontology annotation, molecular function: cysteine-type deubiquitinase activity. NCBI's taxonomy places the organism in Eukaryota, Metazoa, Arthropoda, Insecta, Hymenoptera, Braconidae. Bases 141 to 3632 code for a protein of 1163 amino acids. The transcript is spliced from 6 exons.